ACGUGUCACCCAUUAUAUUGAUCAAAGAUGGCGAACUCGUGUCUCCUGCUGUUUUUUGUUUACUGUGCUAUCGUAUCCAUCUCUGAAGCAGACAAAACAGCAACGUACACGAAAAAAAACGUACCACAUGUCGUCACAGAGGAGGUGUGGUUUGACGUGUUGAUCAAGGACUAUGAAGAUGGAGAGGAUUACCAUGGGAGAUUUGUUAUCGCCCUGUUUGGUGAGGUCGUUCCGAUGACAACACUAAACUUCCUGAGCCUCGCUAAAGGAGUUAAACGUCCAAAUAUACGUAAACAACUCCACUACAAGGAUACUCCCAUCCACAGGAUCGUUCAAGACUUUGUUAUACAGAUGGGGGACGUCGUCAACGGGGAUGGCACUGGAGGUGAGAGUAUAUACGGCUCCAUGUUCGUGGACGAGAACUUUGACUUGAGCCACCAGGCGGCAGGCUAUGUUUCCAUGGCUAACACUGGAACCGACUCAAAUAGCUCUCAGUUCUUCAUCGUCGUUAAUAGGGCCAGGUGGUUGGACGGCAAGCAUGUGGUCUUCGGAAAGGUCGUCAGGGGCAUGGACGUGGUCAGGAAAGUGUCUAAUCUCGAACUAAAGAAGAACAGCGCCACAUCCAAGAAAACCGUCUUCAUUGAAGACUGUGGAGUGGUCGGCAUCCCAGAGAAGUACGAGUUGACACCAGCAGAGAUCAGGUCUAAUGAAGACCUGUAGAACUACUGGCUGUUGUUUUCGCGUUAGCCCAGGCCUUUCAUUUGUUUCUCUCUUGAAAAUUACUCCAUUGAACAAAUGCUAGAAUGAAAUACUGUUUAUAAUUGCUUGCCUGUGUAAAGGUGUAUAAACGUUAGUAUCAUAUAUGUGUUGUGAGAUUUUCUGUGAAUGGCCAUCUCAUUUUCUGUGGAAGGCCAUCUCAUUUUCUGUGAAGGGCCAUCUCAUUUUCUAUGGAAUGUCAUCUCAUUUUCUGCAGUAGUUCAACACUCGAUAAAUGUCCAUGUUUUUUGUCUUUUCUUUCGGAGAGAAAAUUUUGUAAUUGCGAAAUACUUUAACAACGUGUAGGCAGUUUACUUACCAUAACAUGCGAGGUCGAUACUCUCAGUCAUUGUAAUGAUUUUGGUUCCAAAACAUGUUAAGAUAUAUUUGUAUUUGUAAUAAAAUAUUUUUAAAACGAG
This is a messenger RNA of Mizuhopecten yessoensis (Yesso scallop), 1175 nucleotides long. RefSeq names its product peptidyl-prolyl cis-trans isomerase-like. The coding region runs from base 28 to 720 and encodes 230 amino acids. Gene Ontology annotation, cellular component: intracellular membrane-bounded organelle. The record is from RefSeq and is a predicted model, not a curated record. Gene Ontology annotation, molecular function: peptidyl-prolyl cis-trans isomerase activity. Lineage: Eukaryota; Metazoa; Mollusca; Bivalvia; Pectinida; Pectinidae. The transcript has 5 exons. Gene Ontology annotation, biological process: protein peptidyl-prolyl isomerization.